This is a messenger RNA of Kogia breviceps (pygmy sperm whale), 1540 nucleotides long. NCBI's taxonomy places the organism in Eukaryota, Metazoa, Chordata, Mammalia, Artiodactyla, Physeteridae. The record is from RefSeq and is a predicted model, not a curated record.
AUGUCAGGCAAAGAGGGCAAAGGCUCGGCAAAAGGAUCCAGGGUCGGGGCCCAGACCUGCGGGGUACCUGGGGUCCCGGGGACUGACCCCCGAAUCCCACCACCGCAGUCAGCCUUUGGCGGGGACAUUUCGGAGCUCCUCCUCUGCCAGAACGAGGUCGACCUGGCUCUCAGGAACCUGCUCGCCCAGAUGAAGGGCGAGCCCGUGGCCAAGAACAUGCUCUCGCAGCUGGACUCGGCCUUCACCCGGAAGGAGCCCUUGGGCCCGGGGCUCGUCAUCGCCCCCUGGAACUACCCGUACCUAACCCUGGUGCCCCUGGUGGGCGCCCUGGCGGCGGGGAACUGCGCGCUGCUGAAGCCCUCGGAGAUCAGCAAGAGCACUGAGAAGGUCCUGGCCGAGGUGCUGCCCCGAUACCUGGACCAGAGCUGCUUUGCCGUGGUGCCGGGCGGGCCUGAGGAGACGGGGCAGCUGCUGGAGCACAAGUUCGGCUACAUCCUCUUCACGAGGGGCCCCCAAGUCGGCAAGAUCGUCAUGGCUGCUGCCGCCAAGCACCUGACGCCCGUCACGCUGGAGCUGGGGGGCAAGAACCCCUGCUACGUGGACGACAACUGCGACCCCCAGACCGUGGCCAACCGCGUGGCCUUCUUCCGCUAUUUCAACUCCGGCCAGACCUGCGUGGCCCCCGACUAUAUCCUGUGCAGCCCCGAAAUGCAGGCCCGACUGCUGCCCGCCCUGCAGAGUGCCAUCACCCGUUUCUACGGCGAAGACCCCCAGAGCUCCCCAGACCUGGGCCGCAUCAUCAGUGAGAGGAAUUUCCAGCGGCUCCGGGGCCUGCUGAGCUGUGGCCGCGUGGCCAUCGGGGGCCAGAGCGAUGAAAGCGAUCGCUACAUCGCUCCCACGGUGCUGGUGGACGUGCAGGAGACGGAGCCGGUGAUGCGGGAGGAGAUCUUCGGGCCCAUCCUGCCCAUCCUGAACGUGAGGAGCCUGGACGAGGCCAUCGACUUCAUCAGCCGUCGGGAGAAGCCCCUGGCCCUGUACACCUUCUCCAGCAGCAACCAGGUAGUGUACCAGGUGCUGCACCGGAUCAGCAGCGGCCCCUUUGGAGGCAAGGAGGGCUUCAUCUACCUGACUCUGCCGUCCCUGCCACUAGGGGGAGUCGACAACAGCAGAAUGGGCAGCUACCACAGCAACUUCUCCUUCGACACCUUCUCCCACCACCGCGCCUGCCUGCUCUCCCCCUCGGGCCUGGAGAAGCUCAAGGACAUCCGCUACUCGCCCUUUUCUGCCUGCAAACAGCAGCUGCUCAGCUGGGCCUUGGGCAACCAGCGCUGCAUCCUUCUGUGGGCACCCUGUCCAUCUCCAGUGCCCCAUCCCCAUGACCCCCCUGUCCUGCUGUUGCCCAGGUGCUCAGUGGCCCCCCAAAGGCCGGUGUCCUAUCCAGGAACACAAAGAUCCUGCUCCUGGGGCUUUGUCUGAACAGACCCCUGGCUGGGCAGGACCUCUGGGACACUGGCCCAGCCCCUUUCAGGGCCAAAGUCCC